UAUUUAACUUAGCGGAUAUCUCUCUCUGUUUUUUCUGUUGAUUCGUAACAAAACUUAGCGGAUGUCUCUCCUGAUAAUUUAAAUAAAUAUAUCAUAGCGUGAGUAUUUGAAUUUGUGUUGUGGACCAUUUUGAAAUAAAUAAAAGUACAUGGUAUCUAAAAGUCCAGAUUUUUAGCUGAUCUUGAUAGAAAAUCAAACAAAAGGGCUGCUUGUAAAACUUUAGCAGGUGAUACCAACUGAAAGAUGGCUGUGCAAAGUGUUCCAGGAGUUACUCUGAGCUCCGGCAAUGCGAAAAAUAUGCCAGUUUUGGGACUUGGCACAGGAAGUGUUCCAUUUCUAGCACCAGAAGCAGUGAUAAAAGCAGUGCUUGAAGCAAUUGAGCUUGGUUACAGGAUGUUUGAUACUGCUUCCUUUUACCAAACAGAGGAAGCUCUUGGUGAAGCGAUAUGUCAAGCUAUUAGUUGUGGUUUGAUUAAGUCCCGCGAUGAGGUCUUCAUCACUUCUAAGAUCUGGUGCACUGAUAAUUAUGGUGAUCGUGUCAUCCCAGCCCUGAAAAAGACUCUGCAAAAUAUGAAGUUGGAGUAUCUUGAUCAGUAUCUUAUACAUUUUCCAGCAAGUGUAAAGGCUGGGGUGGUAUUUCCGCCAAAAGUUGAGGAUGUUGUUCCGCUGGACAUAAAAUCUGUUUGGACAGCCAUGGAAGAGUGUCAGACCCUCGGCCUUACGAGGUCAAUUGGUGUCAGUAAUUUCACUUGCAAGAAGCUUGGUGAUAUUCUGGCUUUUGCUAAGAUACCUCCUGCAAUCAAUCAAGUGGAGAUGAACCCAACAUGGCAACAAGGGAAGCUGAGAGAGUUCUGUCAGGCAAACAAAAUCACGAUAGCUGCUUAUUCUCCUCUUGGAGCAGCAGGAGCCUUCUGGGGAACCAAAGGAGUGCUUGAAUCUGAGGUUCUAAUGGAAAUUGCAGAGUCGAAAGGGAAAUCUGCUGCUCAGGUUGCUUUGAGAUGGGCUUAUGAGCAAGGCGUUGUCAUUGUGUUCAGGAGCUUCAACAAAGAGAGACUAAAGCAGUAUCUACAGAUUUUUGACUGGGAGUUGAGCGAUGAAGAGUCAAAAAAGAUUGCUGGAAUUCCUCAGAGCAGGGCAAACCUUUGUCAGAUGUUUAUCUUUGAAACCGGUCCUGUGAAGUCACUCGAGGAGCUCUGGGAUGGAGAAGUAUAAUACAUUUUCUUCACAAAGUAUAUCAACCAUGUAAACCAUCCUUUCAAUAAUCAGUGAAUUUCACUCUGCAAUAGGGUCCCUUUAAGGCCUCUGCAACUUCUUCCGUAUUUUUUCUCAAUAAUGUGAUCGUAUCUUUUUCCA
This is a messenger RNA of Daucus carota subsp. sativus, 1353 nucleotides long. RefSeq names its product non-functional NADPH-dependent codeinone reductase 2-like. The transcript is spliced from 3 exons. Gene Ontology annotation, molecular function: aldose reductase (NADPH) activity. Bases 244 to 1212 code for a protein of 322 amino acids. The record is from RefSeq and is a predicted model, not a curated record. Gene Ontology annotation, cellular component: cytosol. Lineage: Eukaryota; Viridiplantae; Streptophyta; Magnoliopsida; Apiales; Apiaceae.